Protopolystoma xenopodis is the source of this 324-nucleotide messenger RNA. Lineage: Eukaryota; Metazoa; Platyhelminthes; Monogenea; Polystomatidea; Polystomatidae. The record is from the annotation of a GenBank genome assembly.
AUGGUCGCGGUCUCUUCUCGUUUUAUAGAAGUUGUUUGGUUUUGGUUUCGCUACUUGGUCCUAUUGGCAGGACGACCAAGAGGAACGCAUCUCGUCCGGCGUCCAUUGCAUGCAUCAUCAUUUCCAGAUUCGGAUCGUGGACUUGGUGCAUUCACAGACGGUUCGACGGCAUCGUCAGUGAGUCUUGCCAUUCUCGGAAAAGGAAGACAAUCAUUGGUUUGCCAGCCAAAAUGUCUUGGAAUGCACCAAGUCAAUGGUCCAACUCUGGAAAUGAUCGUGAAUUUUGUUAAGCUCACUUCCAUUUCAAGUAAAAGUGUUGGGUGA